Molecule: messenger RNA, 3076 nt
Organism: Girardinichthys multiradiatus
Lineage: Eukaryota; Metazoa; Chordata; Actinopteri; Cyprinodontiformes; Goodeidae
Gene: ints7
Product: integrator complex subunit 7
Exons: 20
Coding region: 107-2989 (960 amino acids)
Biological process (GO): snRNA 3'-end processing
Cellular component (GO): integrator complex
Source: RefSeq, a predicted model, not a curated record
ACCGGAUGUGAUGUCAUUGGCACCGUUCAGUUUCUAAAGAGCAAGAUGCUAAUGGAACUUGUUUGUUAUAAACCGGUUUGCUUAAAAGCUUAAUUAAAAAACAGAAAUGUCGCUUUCAACGGCUCGUUCAUUCCUGUCAGAAGCGUGCUAUGGGGAGCAGGAACUGGACGCUAACUCCGCUCUCAUGGAGCUGGAUAAAGGCCUGCGAUCGGGGAAGCUCGGAGAGCAGUGUGAAGCUGUGGUGUUGUUCCCCAAACUCUUCCAGAAGUACCCCUUUCCCAUCCUCAUCAACUCCGCUUUUCUGAAACUCGCAGACAUCUUUAGGCUCGGCAACAACUUUCUGCGUCUGUGUGUCCUGAAAGUAACACAGCAGAGUGAGAAACAUUUGGAGAAGAUUCUCAAUGUGGAUGAAUUUGUUAAGAGAGUGUUUUCAGUCAUACACAGCAACGACCCUGUGGCCAGAGCUAUCACUCUGAGGAUGCUCGGUAGUUUGGCCUCCAUCAUCCCAGAGAGGAAGAAUGCCCACCACAGUAUUCGACAAAGCUUGGAUUCUCACGACAACGUGGAAGUUGAGGCUGCUAUCUUUGCUGCUGCAAGUUUCUCUGCCCAGUCGAAGGACUUUGCUGCUGGAAUAUGUAACAAAGUCAGUGAAAUGAUUCAAGGUUUGGACACGCCGGUGGAUCUGAAGCUGAAGUUGAUCCCCAUGCUGCAGCACAUGCAUCACGACGCCAGCCUGGCAUCCAGCAGCAGAGAGCUCCUGCAACACCUGGUCAACUCCUACCCCUCCACGCCCAUGGUCAUCGUCUCGUUGCACACCUUCACGCAGCUGGCUGCCUUCUCCCUCAUUGAUAUCCCCAAGCAGUUGCAGCUUCUCCUUCAGUACCUGAGAGAUGAUCCGAGGAAAGCUGUAAAGAGGCUUGCAAUAAAUGACUUAAAGCUCCUGGCUAAAAAGGCUCCUCACCUUUGGAUCAGAGAAAAUACUCAGACUCUGUGUGAGUGUGCUUUGACCAUCCCUUACAACAGUUUGAAACUGGGAAUGUUGGCUGUCCUCUCCACACUCUCUGGGACAAUAGCCAUCAAGCAGUACUUCAGCAAUGCAGCAGCUGGCUCUUCCAUCCUCCCUCGGCUCACUGACCUGGUUAAACUGGCGCAAGAAUGUUGUUACCACAGCAACCUGUCAGUGGCGGCUCAUGGGGUCGUGGUGCUUUCCAACAUUGCCAUUUCCUGUCCGGAAAAAGAUAUCGUACAACUGGAGCAGGACACAGUGUUGGGAGUGGAGUCUCUUCUGAUGCUGUGCAGUCAGGACAGCAGCCCCAGUGCACAGACCACUCUCAAAACUGCGCUCACCUCGCUCGUUAAGCUGCUAAAAAAUCGUCCUCAUCUCAGCCAAUCAGCUGUGGAGUUCCUGCUUGGCCAGCUCCACUUAUCCUGCCACUCAUCACGUGUCCACAUGUGCCAUGCUCUCUCAGCCAUCGCCACCCACCUGCCCGUCCUGGGAGACGGCAUGCUGGGAGAUCUUGUUGAUCUCUACCGGGUGGCCGGUCACACCUCCACCGGCGAGCAGCAGGAGCUUCUGGUUUCUUUGGCGACCGUGAUUUUUGUCGCUAGUCAAUCGUCUCUGUCACUUGAAGUGAAGACAGUCAUCAAACAGCAGCUGGAGAACGUUGCAAAUGGCUGGACAGUCUAUCGGAUUGCACGGCAAGCCUCGCGCAUGGGAUGCCACGAGUUCUCCAGCGAGCUCUACCAGUGUCUUCGCACCCGUGUGGCAUCAGAGCAUUUCUACUUCUGGCUGAACAGCCUAAAGGAGUUCUCCCAGGCAGAGCAAUGCUUGAGUCUUGUGGAGGAGGGCGACUACAGCGGAGCCAUGAGCGCCAUCGCAGAGGCCUUGCGCUCCUACCAAAAAGGCAUCGCCUCGCUCACGGCUGCCAGUACUCCUUUGAGCCCGCUCACGUUCCAGUGUGAGUUCAUUAAGCUGCGCAUUGACACUCUACAAGCCCUGUCGCAGCUGAUUUGUACCUGCAACAGCCUGAAAACCAGCCCUCCACCUGCCAUCGCCACUACUAUCGCUCUCACGUCAGGCGAUGACGUCCAACGAUGUGGCCGCAUCUCAGUGCAGAUGAAGGUAUGCAUGGAGGAGUUCAGGAGUCUUGCUGCUCGUUAUGCUGAUUGCCACCAGUCAUUGUUUGACGCAGAUUAUGCUACCCUUCGCAACGUGGAGUUACAACAGCAGAGCUGCUUGCUGGUCUCUCAUGUAAUCGAAGCUUUGAUACUGGACCCACCGGCAGCCAGUUUUCAGGAGCACGGCACAUCGGGGUCUGUUCAGACAGAGAGCGAAUAUGAGCGACGGAUGAUGUCGGUCUUUCACCAUGUGCUCGACGAAGUGGAAGGACUCUCCAAGAAACACCCCCCUGUUUCACACCUGCAUACCAAUUGUCUCUGUGAUGCUGUCAUAGCCUUGCUGAAGGUGCCGCUGUCUUUCCAAAGAUAUUUUUUCCAAAAACUCCAGUCAACCAGCAUCAAGCUUGCUCUUUCUCCAUCACCUCGAACUCCAAGUGAGCCCAUCCCGGUUCAGAACAGUCAACAGCUGACUCUGAAGGUAGAGGGAGUGGUACAACAUGGGUCCACCCCGGGACUCUUCAGGAAGAUCCAAUCUGUUUGCCUCAAUGUCACUUCAGUUCUACAGAGCAAGACGGGGCCUGACUACAAAAUACCACUUGAUAGUAAAACAAAUGAGAUCGAGCAGCGAGUAGAACCUCACAAUGACUUCUUCAGCACCCAGUUCCUGCUUAACUUCUCCAUCCUGGGCACUCAUGUUGUCACUGUGGAGGCGUCGGUGGUGGAUGAGAGUGGCAUCGAGUGGAAGACGGGGCCGAAGACGGUGGUGUCCGUCAAGUCUCUGGAAGAUCCUUAUUCCCAGCAGCUCCGCCACCAGCUGCAGCAGGGUGGACCUCAACCUACCCCACAGAGGAGUUCAUACAUUCGCUUUUAGUCAAUCUGUUGAAUUUGUUUUACAAUAUGAACUUGUUAACUUUAUCCGUUUUGUCUUUUCAAAAAUAAAUGUUUUUUUCACCAAUGA